CACGUGGCUUGGAAUCUGGAUGGGCUAACUUUCUUCGUGACGGAUCAAACAAAGAAGAGCUAUACCAUCUUUUGUCGUCACAUUGUUACUCAAACAUGGACUUACCAAUGGGUAAAGAAUUCGUCAUAACUGAUGGCUCCGAAGCUCUUAGUAAAACCACUCCGACUGAGAAUAUGGCACCGUGCAAUCACGAAGAAGCGGACACACGGGUAAUGCUUCAUCUUGCUGACGCUGUGCUGAAAGGGCACUCCAAGGUAAUGUUAAGAACAGUCGACACAGAUGUCGUCGUACUAGCAAUAUCUUGUGUGCCAAAGCUAGAAGAACUAUGGGUGCACAUUGGAACAGGACGAAAUCACCAAUACCUGGCGUGUCACACUAUAUCUUCAUGUUUAGGCCCUGAAAGAACACACGUUUUGCCCUUAUUUCAUUCUUUCACCGGAUGUGUCACAACCUCAUCCUUUAACGGAAGAGGGAAAAAAACCGCGUUUGAAGCUUGGAAAGCAUAUCCGAAUGUCACACGGGGGUUUGAAGCACUGUAUAGGGGGGAAUAUGACAGAGCGGACCCUGAAAUUCAAAAAUUUGUUAUUACCAUGUAUGACAGAUCAUGCCCCUCUGAGACAGUAAAUGAGUGUCGCAAGAAUUUAUUUACAAAAAAAGACAGGCAAAUCGAUAAUUUGCCUCCUACUGAAGCUGCUCUCAAACAACAUACCUUAAGGGCAGUUUUACAGGCUGUUUAUGUUUGGGGGCAGUGCCUAAUAAAAAACCAGAAUAUUCCUUGCCCAUCUGAAUGGGGUUGGCAGAAAGAAGGAGAAGUUUGGGUGCCACUGUGGACCCAAAGUCCUAUGGCUGCUCAAGCAUGCCUGGAGUUGAUUAGAUGUAGGUGCUUGAAAUCUUGCAGAAACAAAUGUAAUUGCUCCAAACGCCAGCUCAAAUGCACAGAACUAUGUAAUUGUGGAGGAAAUUGUAAAUAAAUGUCUGUAAACUUUAA
This is a messenger RNA of Cydia pomonella (codling moth), 988 nucleotides long. RefSeq lists its product as uncharacterized. Lineage: Eukaryota; Metazoa; Arthropoda; Insecta; Lepidoptera; Tortricidae. Bases 96 to 971 code for a protein of 291 amino acids. The transcript has 3 exons. The record is from RefSeq and is a predicted model, not a curated record.